UUCUCACCUUCUACCAGCCGAGAGAGGAGCCUCAGUUCUUGGACAAGAAGAACAACUUUCUGUAGAUUUGGAGGAUUCGGCCCUAAUUCUUGGACACGCAUAUCUGGAGAAGCAAAAAUGUCGGCUCCUGGGGAAUCAGGCCCACCAGAGAAUGUUCUGGAGUUCACAUACGUGCCUGUUGUGGUCUAUUCCUUUGUCAUCUUUGGUGUUUGUGCGUGCAUCAUUCCAUAUCUAUCAUGGUGGCUUGUACCAAAAUAUAGAACCAUCAGCACCCCUGAACGGUUUGACUGGAAUUCAAGAAUUCUGUCAGCAUUUCAUGCCUUCUUGGUCAGUAGCCUUGCUAUGUAUAACUGUCUAUUUGACGGACCAACAUGGGAGGAUAAAAUAUGGGGAACAUCUUAUCUGCCAAGAGCAACUAUCGCUCUUACAGCAGGAUACAUUUCUUGUGAUCUGAUAAUCAUGCUUAUUGGCUUCCCGCUCAAAGAAUCUAUCUUCUAUAUCCUCCACCAUGUCGCUGUACUUGGUGCAUUCGCAGCUAAUGUGUUAUAUGGACCCCUGACUUUCUUUGCAAACAUUCGGGUCAAUGCAGAGUUUUCCACUCCAUUUGUAAAUUUAAGAUGGAUGCUGUAUUUGUUAGGGUACAAAGACACCAAGUUUUAUAUGUACAAUGGAUUUGCUAUGCUAGGGGCUUUCUUUGCCGUUAGAGUAGGGAUACUCCCCAUCUUCUACUACUUUAUGCUAAAAUCAUUUUUCGAAGAAGGUUUCCGAAGGCUUCCGAUGUGGAUGACAUUGACCUGUCUCGUCUCCAGCGUUGGCCUAGACUCUAUCAAUGUCUACUGGUUCUUCAAGAUGGCCAGGGGAGCUUCCAGGAUGAUGGCUAAGAAAGCAGCUAUACGGUUGGAGCAAAAGUCCAAUGACAGUUCUGAUUCACAUAUAAAGGAACAGUGAUGAAGCAGUCUGUGCAACAUAAAUGUGAUUUAGACAAGGACAAGGUAUUUUUCCCAUUUGUAACCGACAUAUCACUUAUCAAAACUCACCACUUUUGACCUUGUCCUUUAUUGAUCUUGCCCCUUAUUAUAUAAUGCACAUUCCAUGACUGACAAAUUAUAACAUGUGGGUGUCAUUUUAAAGAAGAAUGAACACACUUUUUAAUUAUACUACCGUAAACAUAGUGAUGAUUGCGCCAUAACAAAAGAGAUAUAAUUAAUUAGACUGUAGUCUCCAAACUUUUUUUGCAGGGUUUUAUUUUUUUGCCAUGGCCAUUUCUUUGAGACAGUGUACCAUAUCAUGUUUAAAUGAAGCUUCUUGUUGGUAUAUAUGUACUUUUUUAUCUGUGUAUUUUUAUAUGCUCAUUGCUUUUUAUAAUAGUAGAAGCUGGGAUUUGUAAAGGAUUGAUAUAUCAAGAGGAAAAAUAGGCACAGAAACUAUGCACUUUGCUUUGCCCAUUGUGCAAUUUUUAUUGGACACUUCAUGUUAAUUGCGACAAUUUAUAUAUAUAUUUUGUAGAUAGGUAUAUUGUAGUGUACUUAUCUU
Molecule: messenger RNA, 1533 nt
Organism: Strongylocentrotus purpuratus (purple sea urchin)
Lineage: Eukaryota; Metazoa; Echinodermata; Echinoidea; Camarodonta; Strongylocentrotidae
Product: TLC domain-containing protein 4-B-like
Exons: 8
Coding region: 118-948 (276 amino acids)
Biological process (GO): lipid homeostasis
Cellular component (GO): endoplasmic reticulum; membrane
Source: RefSeq, a predicted model, not a curated record